CGAGUCCUCCAUCAAUGGUGACAGGACAUCUGGCUCAUGAUCUUUUGCAUACACUAGCAGAUCUUGACAGCAAAGACAAGCUCCUCGGAAUCAGCUCCUUGCUCAGAACCACAGAGUCACAAAACACCAUAAAGCAUCCUGUAGAACUCGCAGGGUUUCUCGUGUCACUAUGGCUGUUGACAUAUCUCAUACGCCAUCUGAUGCUCCGAUCCGCAAGGACCUUGAUGGUCGCAUUUCGCAUGCAAGACGAUCGUGACGUGAAGAACAGUGCGCGACCAACACAUGCCAACCUAGGAUUCCUCCAGCAUGCCCUUGGUUCUCGCAGAAAACUAAGCAGAGAUAUUAGUCUGGGUGUCACAUACAACGUGACUUGCCUGAUUCUCACCCAACUGCUGUCGUGCAUAUCUGUAAAUCUAGUCUGGAGCAUCAUUGCUAGAAUCGCGAUUGGUGCACUCUUGGCCAACUUGCAUCUCCGUUGGACAUGUGUUAUUCUUUCCUCGAACAAGCAGACACGAUCGCGUAUCCUAUCGUUCCCGCAUAGAAACCUCAUAUUGUCGUUUGCAAUGUACACGCUUGCGCAAGAAAUUNNGACUGCAAGACUACCUGCAUACAUCAGCAAAACACUAUCAGGAAACCAUGCAAACAGCCUUGGGAGUCUUCACACUGUUGCUAUUGCCGAUUCUGUCGUUUUGGUCACUGCUCUGUGUUUACGAUUACUUGUGCUGUAUCUCGCUUAUGCCACAUACAUCAAAACCGAGUCCCAACACGUCAGCUCGAUGGGCCUAGCAUGGACAGAAUCAAACGCCUCUACUGAGCACGUGGUUUUGGGACUGAGUGCAUAUGCUCAGAGGGCAAGGAUUUGCUUCAAGAGAACUGCACUUUGGUUUGCAUUGUUGCAUCUACAAACAGUAUUCAUACUCGCCGUCAUCGAAAUCCUGACAGCGCCUCUUCUUCACAAGAUUGUUGUU
Molecule: messenger RNA, 968 nt
Organism: Aureobasidium vineae
Lineage: Eukaryota; Fungi; Ascomycota; Dothideomycetes; Dothideales; Saccotheciaceae
Source: the annotation of a GenBank genome assembly